Molecule: messenger RNA, 1261 nt
Organism: Neoarius graeffei (lesser salmon catfish)
Lineage: Eukaryota; Metazoa; Chordata; Actinopteri; Siluriformes; Ariidae
Product: chemerin-like receptor 1
Exons: 1
Coding region: 147-1202 (351 amino acids)
Biological process (GO): phospholipase C-activating G protein-coupled receptor signaling pathway; complement receptor mediated signaling pathway; chemotaxis
Cellular component (GO): plasma membrane
Molecular function (GO): G protein-coupled receptor activity; complement receptor activity
Source: RefSeq, a predicted model, not a curated record
UGCAGAGAGGAAUUUCACAAGUGUACAUGUGAUGAAUAAAGUUUUUUUGUUGUUCUUCUUCUCUACUGUCCUAACUGUGCCUAACUCCUGUUGUAAUAAGUGCAUGAGGCUAAACACUAUUCUUGUUUCCACAGGGGAAAAGCAGGAUGAGCAUUUACAAUUUUACCAUGGAAACAACCGAUUUUACUUUGAAUUACGGGUAUGACUAUGCAAACUACACGGCUGAUAACCUGACGGACCUGGAGGAGCAUUUUGUACACCCCAUUUGCUCUGGAGAGCUUCUGUGCCUGUUGCUGCUGGUUGUGAAUGUGAUCAUCAUCGUGCUGGGGAUUGUGGGAAAUGGUGUGGUGAUCUGGAUCGCAGGUUUUAAGAUGAAGGAAACUGUCAACACCACCUGGUACCUCAGCCUGGCUAUUUCUGACUUCAUAUUUUGUGCCACCUUGCCCUUCAACACCUUUUACAUAGCUACUUCUAACUGGACCUUCGGACUUUUCUUGUGCAGGUUCACCUCCUUCGUGAUGUUCCUCAACAUGUUCAGCAGCAUCUUUCUUCUCGUCAUCAUCAGUGUGGAUCGCUGCAUGGUGGUCAUGUUCCCUGUCUGGGCACAGAACCAGCAAACAAAAAGGAAGGCUUCAUUGAUAGUCCUUCUUGCAUGGGUUUUAUCAGUGUCCUUGAGUAUGCCGUCCACCAUUUUCCAUGACGUUCAGGAACAUCUAGGCAGAACCCGGUGCCAUAAUAAUUACCCUAACCAGCACAUUCACAAAUCUAUAGGCAUCUGCCGGUUUAUUUUUGGAUUCCUUAUACCUUUCCUGGUCAUCAUUGUCUGCUAUUCAGUCAUUAUCUUCAAGCUGAGAAGCAACCAGAUGACAAAGUCUACAAAGCCGUUCAAAAUCAUGACAGCUCUCAUCGGGACUUUCUUUAUCUGCUGGCUGCCAUACCACACGUUUGUGCUGGCUGAACUGAACCACAGCUUCUCCAACAUCAUCAUCAUGUUCGGGUUCAAGAUUGGAACCUCGGUCGCUUCAGCAAACAGCUUCCUCAACCCAAUUCUCUAUGUCUUCAUGGGUAAUGAUUUCAGGCAGAAGUUUAAGAACUCCAUCCUGUCUAAGAUCGAGAAUGCCAUAGGAGAGGAAGGACGCACCAUGAGCUGCUACUUAUCCCGUUCCAGUUCUAUGGAUGCUAGAGCAUCGACUCACAUCUGAUUUGACCUGGAACUAUAAAACUGAUUGAAAGUCAGAUCCUGAUUCAUUUGUACAUACCG